CUCGUUAAUUUAUCGAGUGGAUUAAGAAUGGUAGGAGAGCAUUAUUCGUAAAUUUUCAGGGCCGACAUCAGCCAAGCAUCUGUGUUUGGGAAAUUUCAGAUGAGUUAGAUCCGCCUUAUCUCAUUACGCCUCGUUAAUCCUUUGGAGUUAAAUCGUUCGAAGAUAGAUUUGAUUAAUUCCCAGAUCAGAGGUCGAAUCUGCAAUGGCGACGAGGUAUUGGGUGGUAUCCCUACCCGCCCAAUCGUCAGCUUCUGCUCUAUGGAGCCGUCUUCAGGAAUUGAUCUCCAAGAAAGCUUUCGACACGCCUCUCUACCGGUUCAACACUCCCGACUUACGGGUGGGUACUUUGGAUUCUCUUCUUUCUCUGAGCGACGAUCUCUCGAAGUUGAAUACUUUCAUAGAAGGGGUGUCGCAUAAGAUACGGCGGCAAAUCGAAGAUCUGGAACGGGCUUCUGGGAUUGACAGCUUGGCUCUUACAGUGGAUGGGGUUCCCGUGGAUACCUAUCUCACGAGGUUCGUUUGGGAUGAGUCCAAAUAUCCCACAGUAUCGCCACUUCGAGAAAUUGUUGAUACCAUCCACAGUCAGGUAGCCAAGAUCGAGGAUGACAUGAAGAUUCGAGCUGCAGAAUAUAAUACUGUGCGUGGGCAACUUAAUGCGAUAAAUAGAAAGCAAACUGGAAGCUUGGCUGUUCGGGAUCUUUCCAAUAUAGUAAAACCGGAGGACAUCAUCACAUCUGAACAUUUGGUCACUCUUUUAACAAUUGUUCCAAAGUACUCUCAGAAGGAUUGGUUGUCAAGCUAUGAAACAUUGACUACUUACGUGGUACCUAGAUCAUCUAAGAAGUUGUACGAGGACAACGAGUAUGCUCUCUACACCGUAACACUCUUUGGCAGAGUUGCUGACAAUUUUAAAACUAGCGCACGUGAAAGAGGUUUUCAGGUUCGAGAGUUUGAAUAUAGUACAGAAGCUCAAGAGAAUCGCAAACAAGAGCUAGAAAAACUUAUGCAGGAUCAAGAUAACUUGAGAAGUUCUCUUUUGCAAUGGUGUUAUGCAAGCUAUGGGGAGGUUUUCAGUUCCUGGAUGCACUUCUGUGCCGUGCGUGUGUUUUCUGAGAGCAUUCUUAGAUAUGGUUUGCCGCCAUCAUUCUUGGCUGCAGCUCUUGCACCGCCAGCGAAAAGUGAAAAGAAAGUACGGAGCUUGUUGGAGCAGCUCUGUGGGAAUCUCAACUGCAUUUACUGGAAAUCUGAUGAUGACGCUGCUGUUGUGGCUGGCAUAGGAGUUGAAGCGGAGUCUUAUCCUUACGCCUCUUUCACUGUCAAUAUUGUUUGAGAUAAAUUUUGUUUUCCUUGCUAUGAUUUCAGACAAGCUGAACUAUUCUUAUUUUUCGGAACAAAAUCACUGGAAAACGUAAUGCUGCUGUAUAUUAUUGGUAAUCACCAAUUAUUAUUACUUCUACAGGACUCGAGGGAAUAGAGUUGAGUUUGUGAUCUAA
Molecule: messenger RNA, 1493 nt
Organism: Dendrobium catenatum
Lineage: Eukaryota; Viridiplantae; Streptophyta; Magnoliopsida; Asparagales; Orchidaceae
Product: V-type proton ATPase subunit C
Exons: 11
Coding region: 203-1330 (375 amino acids)
Biological process (GO): proton transmembrane transport
Cellular component (GO): vacuolar proton-transporting V-type ATPase, V1 domain
Molecular function (GO): proton-transporting ATPase activity, rotational mechanism
Source: RefSeq, a predicted model, not a curated record